UGGGAAGGGGAAGGAGGGAGGUGGGAACAAGCAAAGAAUUCCCGGGAUUCAGCCAGAAGGAGUUUUGCAUGUGGAGAAGAUCGGGAGGAAUUCCUUGCGGGAAUUCCUUGUGGGAAUUUUCCCCUCCCUGCUCCUGAUUGGAUUCUGGUGGAUGAAGGUUGGGAAUGGUGUUCCCUCCCUUUUUUUUUGUUUUCCAUGGAUUCAGGACCUUCCUCCUUUCCAUCCCCUCAUUCCAUGUCCAACUGAGCGGCAUUCCCAGCUGGAAGAAGGUUUGGAGAUGAAUUUAGGGAAGGAUUCCUUUGGGAAUACGAGCUUUGGGCUUCAGGUUCCGGAGGGAAAAGGUUGUAACAUUCCAGGGGAUUUUUGGGAUCCUCUCCAAAGGCUGGUGCUCCCUCCCUUUUUUUUUUUUGUUUUCCAUGGAUUCAAGACCUUCCUCCUUUCCAUCCCCUCAUUCCAUGUCCAACUGAGCGGCAUUCCCAGCUGGAAGAAGGUUUGGAGAUGAAUUUAGGGAAGGAUUCCUUUGGGAAUGCUUUGGGAUCCUCUCCAAAGGCUGGUGCUGGGAUAGAGCUGAGAUUCCCAGGAAAAAAAGAGUUCUUGGAGCAUCAACCUUUUAUUCAUCUCUUGGCUUCCCUGGCAGCGUUUUCUUGGAAAACUCUGGGAUUUGGGAUGAUUUGGGAUGGAACCUGAUCCUGGGAUGGUUUUCCUUGUGCUGCUCCAUCCCUGUUUUCCACCUGCUCCAAUCCUGGCUCCAUCCCCAUUCCCAGCUGGAAUUCAAACCUCAUCCCAUCCCCUCUUCCCAUUUCCCUUCAAAUCCAGCCCCCUCUGGAAGCUGCUCCUUAAAAAUCCCACUGGGGCUGCUUUAUCCUGGUUUUCCCAUGGAAUUCCAGGCAUUUUUCCCAUGUAGGGACAGGGAUUUUUCCAUGAUUUUUCCAUGUAGUGACAAGGAUUUUUUUUCCAUGGAAUUCCAGGCAUUUUUCCAUAGGGAUUUUUUUCCCUGUAGUGAUUUUUCCAUAGGGAUUUUUUUCCCUGUAGUGAUUUUUCCAUAGGGAUUUUUUUCCAUGUAGUGAUCAGGAUUUUUCCAUGGAGUGCCAGGGAUUUUUCCAUUCUUUUCCCAUGUAAUGCCAGAGAUUUUUUUCCAUACAAUGCCAGGGAUUUUUUCCAGGAAUUUUUUCCCUGUAGUUCCAGGCCUGUCCCUUCCAAAUAUUCCUGAUGAUUAUCACAAUUUUUCCUGGAGAAAUUGUGGAUUUUCCAUGCCUGGAAGUGUCCAAAUCCAGCUUGGACAGAUCUUGGCUCAUCCUGAUCCAUGGAAAGCGGGAAUGGGGUUGGAAUUACAAACCCUUCCCAUCCCUUUCCACCCAAACCAUUCCACAAUUUCACAUUCCCCUUCCCUUGGAAUUCUCCACAAGCUCCAGAGUGGGAGCAACUUGGGGUUUUCCCCGGAAAAAUCCCUGUCAUUCCAUGGGAAAAAUCCCUCUCAUUCCUUGUGAAAAAUCCCUGUCAUUCCAUGGGAAAAAUCCUUGUAAUUCCAUGGGGAAAAUCUCUGACACUACAGGGAAAAAUCCCUGUCAUUCCCUGUGAAAAAUCCCUGUCAUUCCAUGGGGAAAAUCCUUGUAAUUCCAUGGGGAAAAUCUCUGACACUACAGGGAAAAAUCCCUCUCAUUCCAUGGGGAAAAUCCCUCUCAUUCCAUGGGAAAAUCCUUCUCAUUCCAUGGCGAAAAUCUCUGUCAUUCCCUGUGAAAAAUCCCUCUCAUUCCCUGGGAAAAAUCCCUCUCAUUCCAUGGAAAAAUCCCUGUCAUUCCCUGGGAAAAAUCCCUGUCAUUCCAUGGGAAAAAUCCCUCUCAUUCCCUGGGAAAAAUCCCUCUCAUUCCAUGGGAAAAAUCACUCUCAUUCCAUGGGGAAAAUCUCUGACACUACAGGGAAAAAUCCCUGUCAUUCCAUGGGAAAGAUCCCUCUCAUUCCAUGUGAAAAAUCCUUCUCAUUCCCUGGGAAAAAUCCCUCUCAUUCCAUGGGAAAGCCCCCUGACACUACAGGGAAAAGUCCCUUUCAUUCCACUGGAAAAAUCCCUGUCAUUCCAUGGAAAAAAUCCUCUCAUUCCAUGGAGAAAAAUCCUUCUCAUUCCAUGGGAAAAAUCCUUCUCAUUCCAUGGGAAAAAUCCUUCUCAUUCCAUGGGAAAAAUCCCUGUAAUUCCCUGGGAAAAAUCCCUCUCAUUCCCUGGGAAAAAUCCCUCUCAUUCCAUGGGGAAAAUCCUUGUAAUUCCAUGGGGAAAAUCCCUCUCAUUCCACGGGAAAAAUCCCUGUCAUUCCAUGGGAAAAAUCCCUGUAAUUCCCUGGGAAAAAUCCCUCUCAUUCCCUGUGAAAAUCCCCAUCAUUCCCUGUGAAAAAUCCCUGUCAUUCCAUGGGGAAAAUUCCUGUCAUUCCCUGUGAAAAAUCCCUGUCAUUCCAUGGGGAAAAUCCCUGUCAUUCCAUGGGAAAAAUCC
Myiozetetes cayanensis is the source of this 2476-nucleotide messenger RNA. RefSeq lists its product as uncharacterized. Bases 1304 to 2377 code for a protein of 357 amino acids. Lineage: Eukaryota; Metazoa; Chordata; Aves; Passeriformes; Tyrannidae. The record is from RefSeq and is a predicted model, not a curated record. The transcript has a single exon.